Meloidogyne enterolobii is the source of this 1387-nucleotide messenger RNA. NCBI's taxonomy places the organism in Eukaryota, Metazoa, Nematoda, Chromadorea, Rhabditida, Meloidogynidae. The record is from the annotation of a GenBank genome assembly.
UGGCGGUGCUCUUCCAAAAGAAGCAAACAUGUUGGCUCCUGUUCCGCCGCACAUUCCUACUUCUCAUUUACACGCAGAUGAAUCACAGCAACAUGCACAGAAACAAUAUGAACCGGAAAGGAAAAGGCCGAGGAUCGAUCAGCACCACGACAAAAAAGGGCAGCGCAUCGACAAAAUCCUGGAGAAAUCAAUUGAAAAAGGAAAUUCCGAGCAGGUUCGUGGUUUAAGCAAUGAACUGUCAGCCGAACGGGUCGCACAGCUCCGAAGCAGAGUCAAAAGCAACUUAAAAAACAAGGCAUUGGAUGAGGAAAGCUUCAUAUCAGUUUCGCAAGAGACGGCAACAACCGCAACCAGUGAUGCUAUCGGUCGGUUUAUAGCUGAAAAGGAGAGAACGCGUAAAGAUCGCACAACAUGUUUGGAAUCGCAGUCAAGGGAUUUUUCCAGUAUCAUUUCUGUGCUCAAGGAUCUUCAGAUGCGUGAAAAUCAAGCCAAAUCUUCUGCGCAUCAUUCUGCAGGUGUAUAUUCCUCGGGAGCUUCUACAGGGGCUGCAAUGCAAAAUACAAAAAUGCAAAGGCAGGCGGUUUCAGCUGGAUAUAGCCGUUACGACCAGGAAAUUUUUCAACGUGAAACAGUUGCAGAUUUCGAAAUUGAAACAGAUCUUAGUUUUCAUGGGCAAGGUGCCCUCGUUAACAAUCAACAACAAAGAUUAGUUCCUACGGCAGACGCAGUUUCCUCUCUCCCGUCCAAUUCUACUGCAACUAACGGCAUUCAUAAACCAACAGAUCAACAUCCUUCAAGACCAAAUUCUGUUGCACCUUCAAUUUCUGGCUCGCGCAGUCAACCUAAGCGUGUGUCGCGCACUCCAAUAAUUGUAAUACCUGCUACGGGGACAGCUUUAAUAACUAUGUAUAACGCUCGAGAUAUCCUACAGGAUUUGCGUUUUGUAAGCUCUGAAGAAAAGAAAAGAACAUAUAGCAGACGAGACAAUGAAUUAUUGCUUCAAAUUCAGAAAAAUAAUGUUACAGUGCCAUAUCGAGUCAUAGAUAAUCCAACUCGUUUGAAGGAUGAUGAGUGGGAGAGAAUUGUUGCAGUUUUUGUUCAGGGACCUGCCUGGCAGUUUAAAGGUUGGAAGUGGAACGGAAAUCCGGUAGAAAUAUUUUCCAAUGUUGCUGCUUUCCAUCUUAAAUUUGAAGAACAAAAAAUGGACCCGAAUGUUGCGAAAUGGAGGUUUUUUAAUGUUUUUUUAUGCUUAAAACUUUUUAGCGUUAAUGUUUUGCAAUUGUCUCGUACAAAGCGUCAUCUCGAUAGAGCAAUCCUUCAGCGUUUUUGGGAAAUUUUGGACCGUCAUAUUGCAAAAAGCAGUAAACGUGAUUGGCUUCGAUAUUGA